AAAAAGGGGGAUAAGGGAAAAGGAUUAGCUUUUUUAUACACACCGAGCUAGAGAGCAGAGCGAGCGAGCGAGCGAGCCAGAGAGAGAGAGAGAGAGACCAAGUAUGACGAGCGUGAGUGGGUGUGGGUCGGUGAGCCUAAUUACUAACCGCAGUACGUUUCUGGGUAGCGGACUUCAACACCGUGCCGUUUUCCUGAAACCAUGGUCGUCGUCUUCUUCGUCUUCGAUUCAGUCUCGGCCCAUGGUCGUCGAAUCCAAAACCAAAACCAGCACCGAAGAUCGAACCGCCCGCCAUUCUCGUAUCCGUAAGAAGGUGUUCUGUUUCUUCCCUCUUUUAAUUUUUAUCGCCGGAUUGUUCUAGAAUCUCUAAUUUGUGACAAGGAGACUAGUUUAGGAUAGUGAGUAAUGUAGAAUCGGCGAUGAAAUUGAGUGUUUUUAUUAGAGUCUGAGAACACAAUGUAACCAGGUUGUUGUAAUUAACAAAUUGAAGCAAUGUAUAUGUAAUUGAGUUUUGUUAAUGUGUGUAAGUGAGUGAAUCUCGUUGUUACACUUUUGUUGAUAGGCUAACGGUACAACAGAGAGGCCAAGGCUAUGCGUAUUCCGUUCAAACAAGCAUCUUUAUGUUCAAGUGAUUGAUGAUACUAAGAUGCACACUUUAGCUUCAGCCUCAACUAAGCAGAAACCUAUCUCUGAAGAGUUUGACUACACCUCUGGACCAACCAUUGAGGUAGCGAAGAAAGUUGGGGAAGUGAUAGCAAAAUCUUGCCUGGAGAAAGGGAUCACAAAGGUGGCCUUUGACCGUGGUGGCUACCCUUACCAUGGACGCAUUGAAGCUCUUGCCGCUGCAGCUCGUGAACACGGUCUUCAGUUUUAAUCCGUCCUUUUUUCUUUCCUUUGUUUCUUUUCUGAGGAACCGUCGCAUAUGAAUGUAGAGAACCCAUUUCCCUCAAUUGAAAAUGUUGAAAUUUUUAUCUAUAAUUUUGGUAUAGCCUGUAUAAACCAAGGCCCCCCCUGAACAAACAUGUAUCCAAACACACACAAAAGUAUCAUAAGUUGCAUAAGAACUGCAACUUCAGUGAA
Messenger RNA from Camelina sativa (false flax), 1080 nucleotides. NCBI's taxonomy places the organism in Eukaryota, Viridiplantae, Streptophyta, Magnoliopsida, Brassicales, Brassicaceae. The record is from RefSeq and is a predicted model, not a curated record.